AUGUUUCGAAAUAAUGCUGUGAAUGAUAUCUCAGGUUCGAGUAGGCCAAAUGUGAGAUACGAUCGGCAAAAUAAAGGGAGGUUGAGAAAUUCCAAAUCCCAGAAAAUAGGACUUGGCGCCACUGUAGGGUCCAUAUUAGGUGCAGACAAAAGCUUUAACAGUUUUGAGGAAGGGACGGAUGAGAAGAGAAUAAAAAUUAAUAUCGACCAUCAAAAAGAAGGGGCUGUGAUUGCAAGCCAACAAGCUAAUAUUGGUAUGCUCGAAAGCAGAAAGCGCGUGCCUGAACAUAACAGAAAAAUAGCGAGCUCUGAAAGCAGACCAAAACUACCAAUGAACAUUUCCCAAUCUUUGGAACAGAAUAACCGGCAGUUUGGAUAUCAGCAUGACUGGUCGCAACUCAGUACCAGUAAAAUCUGUAAAAUUUUGGAGGACAUAUCAGGCAAAAGACAUAAAACUUGGGGACGCUCCACUUCAUUGCAAGAGAAGAACCGUUCACACAAAGUUCUUUACGAGAGAGACAACGAAGGUAGUCAGGAUUGGUCACAAAUUCCUAGUGAAAGCAUAUGCGAGCUCAUAGAGAAGAUUGCUACCAGACGCAACAGAAACCUCAAACAGCAUGCAUAUUCUCAAGAUCAGGAAAUUUCGGGAGUUGAGGGUUUAUCAGAAGGUGAUAAACGUAAUGGAGAAAUCGAGGACCCGCUGGAACUAACGGCAAGAAGAGGCAGCGAAAACAGCAAAGGAUAUGAAUUUGCUUUAGAAAAUGAUAUACCAAAUGCAAUAUGUUUUUCCCACAAGGAAGCCAAAUUAAUGCCGCCUCCACAAAAGAGAAUAAAGAACAUGGCAGUCAUCCCUAGAAAUCAGCAUGAAGGAUUUAUUUUAGGAAAGCUUAAUAAUCAACUUGUUGUAAGCUCGAAACUUUCUGUCAGUAGGCUUUUCAAUGCAAUGAUCGUCAUUGUCAGUCAUUCGCAAUAUCAAACAUAUCUUAUGCUCCAAUCAAAGAAUUUUGGCAACAUAUGGGACUUUGGAAGACGCCCUCUCUUACCUCUCAAGCCUGACGCAGCAUAUACGAUCGACACUUCAAAUCACGUCACGCUACCAUGGAAUAUUUUUAGUGAUUUUGCGACGAUAGUUCCUAAAAAUCAACUUUAUCCCAAAAAACAUAUUCCUGAUUGUAACUAUGAAUUACUAGAAUUUCAACAAAUAAACUGUAAUUUUGGAACACAGCCAGAAACAUUAUAUCACUUUCCCAUGUCUCACGACACGAUGACGAUAAAAGAAAAGUGUUCUCCAGAACUACAACUUAAAAAUGAAGCAAUUCACGAAGAUUUUGCUCCUGGAAAUGAAAAAUAUUGUGUUAGCUGCUUGAAAUUGAAAAAGGAUGGUACAGCCUAUCAUUCAAAUGGCAUGAAUAUUUCCUGUAAGCACCAGUCUGCAAAAGACAAAGAAGAGUUCAAACUAGAUAAUACGAACAGUGUACAAGAUAAUGUUAACCAUUAUAGCAAUAUUUUUGUUGGCUUGCGUGCUUUUUUCCACAAAAUAUACUCUAAAAAUUCCUGUGGCGAAAUUGACUUAUCAGAAACAUUGUUUUAUAACGAUUCAAAGAAAAGUUGGGUAAAGAUGGGAGACCUAGCGCAUCGCACUAAGAAAAAGAGGUAA
Saccharomyces kudriavzevii IFO 1802 is the source of this 1656-nucleotide messenger RNA. RefSeq lists its product as uncharacterized. The transcript has a single exon. Lineage: Eukaryota; Fungi; Ascomycota; Saccharomycetes; Saccharomycetales; Saccharomycetaceae. Bases 1 to 1656 code for a protein of 551 amino acids. The record is from RefSeq and is a predicted model, not a curated record.